Rubroshorea leprosula is the source of this 1276-nucleotide messenger RNA. The record is from the annotation of a GenBank genome assembly. Lineage: Eukaryota; Viridiplantae; Streptophyta; Magnoliopsida; Malvales; Dipterocarpaceae.
CAAUUGUAAAGUAAUGGCAUUUUCCAGCUAAGGGAACCCCCCCAAUUGGAGGAUUUUGUUUCUGAACAUGCCGAGGGACUCGGGGAAUAUUGAGAUCAAGGUGACGUAUCCCAAGAGAGGGGACAAUGUGGUGCAUCCGGAGGGCGCUACGGCGUCACGGGCGUCGACACGCCUGCGGGAUUCGGAGCGCCGCCCGCAGAGGGAAGAGUUGGUUGAGUUCAGGCCGGUUGAGAGGUGGGUACCGUGGCUGGUGCCGGUGUUUGUGGUGGCGAACGUUGUCCUUUUUGCGGCCACCAUGUACGUUAAUAAUUGCCCCAAGAACUCGGGUUCUUGCAUUUUGAAGUUCUUGGGAAGGUUCUCUUUCCAACCCAUGAAAGAGAACCCUCUUCUUGGUCCUUCUUCUCCUGCGUGAGUCUCUGUUUCCCUCUCUCCAUCUUCUACUGCAUUUGGGAAUUUUUGUUUCUUCGUAUAAUGUACAUGGGGAUAGCUUUCGAAUUGGAUAGAGAGAUUUAUUUUUGUGAAAAUUUCUGUUUUUUCUUUUUUGGGUAAAUGUGGGAAUGUCUGUUUGUGUUUGAUUGUAUUAUUUUGCUAUGUAGAGUUGAAAUGCAUUCGUUGGUUGUUUGAUGUUCUGGCUAUGUUGUUUUAUUGGAAAGUUGUGUGAUUAAUCUUCUGAGAAGGCAUGUCUGGUCCUGGAAUGGUUCCAAACAAAAUAUGUAAUUUGCUCAUUUUAAUAAUGUUGUUAUGUUAGUUUGGAGUGGCUUGGGAAUCAACAUUUGAGCUAUGGAUGUGAAUCAUAGUUAUAUACAUGUUUAUGUCUAAGCAGUCCUUUUCUGUUUUCAUUUUUUCAGAUUAGAAAAGAUGGGUGCUCUAGAAGUGUCUAAAGUAGUUGAACAACACCAGGUGUGGCGCCUGCUUUCCUGUAUAUGGUUACAUGCUGGGGUUUUUCAUUUACUUGCCAAUAUGUUGAGUCUUGUAUUCAUUGGAGUUCGGCUCGAACAAGAAUUUGGUUUUGGUAUGCAUCUCGUUUCCUGAUUAAUCUUUUCUAAUUUUAUUGGGUAUACCAGCUUGUUAGUUCUCAUAUGUGUUAAAGUGCACAACAAGGCAAUUUCUUAAAUCUAACACUGCUUCCAAUUCCUGGUCUUAGCUGGUCUUCACAUCACCUUGAUUAAUUUUCUUUGGAGAUCCAGGGCAAGGGUCCCUGUAAUCACCAAGCUUAAACUUCUAUCUUUCUUGCAAGUUUUUAGCAUCAAUCAUCAAAUAUAAUGAAAUUUACUAG